Molecule: messenger RNA, 832 nt
Organism: Triticum dicoccoides
Lineage: Eukaryota; Viridiplantae; Streptophyta; Magnoliopsida; Poales; Poaceae
Exons: 2
Coding region: 35-610 (191 amino acids)
Source: RefSeq, a predicted model, not a curated record
AAAUCCCUCUCAAUGGCGGUUUUUCUGCGAAAAAAUGGGCAUUUAUGUGAUUACAUAUAAAGCCAUAGGGUUUUCUGCAAAAAAUAUGCCACGUCGGCACCUGCCAGACGGGCCCCAACGGUCAGAUACACUGUCAAUACGUUUAAAAAUUAGCAAUCGUGGUACCAAUCUGCACGUGAUGCCCGAAUUGUGGUACUUCUGUGUAAUUAACUCUACAACAUUAAGUGAAAGUGUCAGACAACAAAAAUCAUCAAUAGCUCCAUUUAAUGGUGUAUCCUUCUGCAUGUGGGGACAUGCCAUGCUGAUGUCCAGGGAGCAGGGGAGACUCAACUACGAGAGGCUGACCCUGGAGGCUUGCAAGGACCUGUUGUUGCAGCGGCCGCCCAAGCUCCGAACCCCUUGUUUGUCAUCGAAGGCACACGCCAUGCUGACGUCCAUGGAGUGGGGGGUGAUGUGUUGGUGCCUGAAGUACGAGAAGCUGACCGUGGAGGUGUGCAAGGACCCGUUGUGGCAGCGGACGCCCAAGCUCCAAACCCAUUGUUUGUUGUGGAAGGUCAGACGACCAUUCUCAUGUGAAGGUCACUUCAUAUAUAACCUAUCUACAGACUAAUAGUUGCAUACCAUAAAGAGAGUAAGCUCAGCCUUAGUGGUGUGCAACAUCAAGUGAAAUUGUCAGACAACCGAACAUUAGAAAUAUCUCCAUUUAAUGGUGUAUCCUUGUGCAUGCAGGCACACGAUUAUUAGCAAUGGUCACAUGAAACUCAUACCCCCAUCACAAAUCCUGAUGCACCUUUUGGGCCAAUUGUUAAGUGAAAAAUGUGAGACAACUGAA